AAUGACAUCACUAAACGCAUGCCGACCUCGGUAAAUAAUCGGGAGUACAGAUGGCCGGGUGGACUGGUGCCCUAUAAGAUUGAUUCUACUUUCCUGAGGGAUCAUAAAUCUAAUACUCAACAGCUCGAGGCUGCUAAAGCUGAGUAUGCCUCAAAAACAUGCAUUAAACUUGAAGAACUACCGCCGGGAAGACAGAGUUAUCAUGUCAAUCUUAUCAGCGAUAGUGGGUGCUAUUCAUACAUUGGACGACUAUCCGGCAUAAGUGGCUUUAGCCAAAGUCAAGAUAUCUCCAUUGGUAUAGGUUGCAACUUCAAAUCAACAAUUGUUCACGAAUUUCUCCAUGCAUUAGGAUUUUGGCAUGAACAGAGCAGACCAGAUCGGGAUGACUAUGUUACAAUUUUGUGGCAAAACAUCAGGCGAGGUGUAGAGAAUAACUUUCAGAAACAUGGUUCAGAAAAAACUACAAACCUUGGUGUGGAAUAUGAUUAUGAAAGCGUGAUGCACUAUGGGAGGACAGCAUUCAGCGUAAACGGACAACCCACUAUUGUAAGGAAAGAUGACCCUGAAGGUGCACUUGGCCAACGGACUUACGGCGGAUUGUCUGCUAAAGAUGCCGAAGAAAUUAACAUUUUUUAUAACUGUAAAACUCCAGGAACAACAGCGCCACCUCCGGCAACACCCUCAACCACACCUCCGACAACACCCUCAACCUCACCUCCGACAACACCCUCAACCUCACCUCCGACAACACCCUCAAUCUCACCUCCACCAACUAUCGAGAUUGAAUCAGGGGUUCGUGUGUUCAUCAAAAGUGUAGGUUGCUAUGAUCCAGGGGUGACAAAUUGCGACACAACGGAAGCAGUAAUCAAAGUUAACGAUGCUGUAAUGUCAUGUCCAAAUCCUAAAGGCGCCUGUUUAACAAUUCUUGACGGAGUUACAGGGGAAAUAGAAGAAACAAUAAACGAGAUGUCAACAGACUUGGUAGACUAUCUACCUAUAUUAUCGAGCAAACCUAAGAAAUUGAUCCUCGGAACAGUAAAGGGAACGUGGUCCACGCCAAGAGAUCGUCGCUCUUUACGCAUUCUUCGCCGUUAUUUGUACAGGCUUCGUGUUUUAGGACGACGAGUUUACUUCCGCAACGCAUCAUUUGCUUUUAUUGGAUGGUCUGGCCCGGGAAGAGUCAGCGUCACUAGAGGAGUUUAUACAAAUGCCAGAAGAGGACCAAGUGUCAUUUCGAGGAAAAUUUAUUUCCCAUUGGCAUGAAGGAUUCUGAAUGAAUACUCCUAUAUAUCGUAAUUACUGCACAAGAAGCACAUACGCACACAUAAACUGAAUUGGCAAGUGUGAUCGUAGAUAAAUUACCAGCACAUUGUGAUGUAAUCACCACAACAAGAGUAGUGUUCAGAACUAACAUGCAUGUAUCAUAUAUUUUAUGCCUGCAACUAUAUGCACCUGCAUGCCUCAGCUGUAAACCAUAGCGAAACUGAUACCCUGGUUCACAAGUUGAAUGGAUCGUACCCUAUAACGGGUUGUAGAUCAGUAAUCAGAGUUACAUCAUAAGUUCAGUUAUUCCGUAAUUAAAUUAGUAUUAUCUGUACUUUCUGAGUCUGUUGUUUAACAAAUAUUGGGAAGAGCCUUGUGUACAGUAGAUUAAGGAGGGCACAGAGUUAUUUUUAUUUUCCUAUCUCAAGAAAUGGUGGUUAUAUUAUAGUUGGUGGUUAGCCUAUGAUUCUGUCCUGCCGUUGUCUGUAAAGUGCGCUAUAUCUACAAUCCGGCCUCGUACCCACGUACUGGAAAUUAACAUCGCAUUCAGGCGCUAUAUACAGAUCAACUAGAAAAAGCAAACGCGCGGGGGUGCUUGGGGUGGUUUUGACUUCAAUAAGUAGCUGAAUGCAGAUUCCAAUGAGGCACUUGGGUAAAUAAUAUACGUGGACUAGAAUAA
Messenger RNA from Dendronephthya gigantea, 1942 nucleotides. RefSeq names its product zinc metalloproteinase nas-15-like. NCBI's taxonomy places the organism in Eukaryota, Metazoa, Cnidaria, Anthozoa, Malacalcyonacea, Nephtheidae. The record is from RefSeq and is a predicted model, not a curated record. Gene Ontology annotation, biological process: proteolysis. The transcript is spliced from 10 exons. Gene Ontology annotation, molecular function: zinc ion binding; metalloendopeptidase activity. The coding region runs from base 19 to 1263 and encodes 414 amino acids.